Messenger RNA from Iphiclides podalirius (scarce swallowtail), 297 nucleotides. Lineage: Eukaryota; Metazoa; Arthropoda; Insecta; Lepidoptera; Papilionidae. The record is from the annotation of a GenBank genome assembly.
AUGUCACACCACAAGAUCAUAAUCAUGCCAACAGAAGAAGAACUGUAUAUAUAUGUUCGUGCUUUGGAGAUAAAGCGUCGCUUUUAUCCUUUCGUCGACUGGCAGCUGGCCUUAGAACUCGUUCUGGAUGUGACUCCGCUGGCCCUAAUAAAAAUCACCAUUCAAAAUAUGCCCGGCGGGCUGCCAACGCGUGGCAAAUCCAUUUCAAUGCCGGAAUACGAGGGUCGUUUUGGAGCAGGUCACGAUCGGCGAGAUGUUUUGUUGACCGUUGGGCACGUGGCCGGCGAUGAGAUGCGG